Rhododendron vialii is the source of this 792-nucleotide messenger RNA. RefSeq lists its product as uncharacterized. Lineage: Eukaryota; Viridiplantae; Streptophyta; Magnoliopsida; Ericales; Ericaceae. Bases 1 to 792 code for a protein of 263 amino acids. The transcript has a single exon. The record is from RefSeq and is a predicted model, not a curated record.
AUGAAGAAACCCCAACUAAUAGAGUGGAUGAAGUUUCCCAAUGUGCGGGUGUUUAGAAAAUUAUUGAGGGAAUACCACAUAAAGGAAGGGUAUACAUUCACAUUUUUGAAGAAUGAGUCUACAAGAGUGACUGUGAAGUAUGCACGUGAUUGUGGCUUUAGGCUUCAUGCCUCUCCCAUGUACGAUGAUAAAUCCUUUCAAAUUAAAAAGAUAACGCAAAUGCAUAAAUGUACUGGGAUUUACACUAAUAAUAAUGCAACCUCAUCGUGGCUUUCCCAAAAGUACAUAACCAAGCUGGUUGAUGCUCCUGAGACUAAGGUCAAAUCAAUGAAGAACAUAGUUAGGAGGGAGUGGCUGAUAAAUGUUUCACAUACCAAAGUCUAUAGAGCAAAGAGAAAGACACUUGAGCUAAUUCAAGGAGAUGAUAGAAAACAAUAUUUGAGGUUGUGGGAUUACUGUGAGAUGGUUAGGAUACAAAACCCAAGUAGUGUGGCUAAACUGAAUGUUGAAAGACCCUUGCCUGAUGAAGGUCUAGUGUUUCAGAGAAUGUUCAUAGGUUAUGAUGCACAGGUAAAUGGGUUUUUAGCUGGUUGCAGACCUAUAAUCGGGUUAGAUACAUGUUUCUUAAAAGGCCCAUUUGGAGGUCAAUUGAUGCAUGCAACUGCAAAAGAUGCCAUCAAUCAGAUAUUUCCUUUGGCAUUUGCUGUUGUUGAAGCUGAAACAAAAGACAGUUGGACUUGGUUCUUGGAAAAUCUAACCGACAUGAUUGGGAAUCCAAAGCAAAAGGGUUAG